ACAUCUGUCAUCAAGUGUCGUCCACUGAUAUUGUGUGAGUGCUCUAGUUAUUUUAGUUUUUUCAAGUUUAAAGUAAAACUUAAUUAAAUCGUCAAAAAUGGCCGUUUGGGAAGGAAAGAAAUACAAAUUGGAAAAGAGUGAAAACUUUGAUGAGUACAUGAAGGAGUUGGGUGUCGGUAUGGUUAUGCGUAAAAUGGGCAAUAGCGUCAGUCCCACCGUUGAGUUGAAAAAGGAUGGUGAGACCUACACUUUCACCACCACCUCAACCUUCAAGACAUCGUCGAUCAACUUCAAGCUGGGCCAGGAAUUCGAUGAAGAGACAUUGGAUGGUCGUAAAGUGAAGAGCGUCAUUACUUUGGAGGGCAACAAACUGGUGCAGGAACAGAAGGGUGACAAACCUUCAACCAUUAUUCGUGAAUUCACAGACUCCGAACUGGUGACUACCCUUACUAUUAAUGGCGUCAAAUCCGUCAGAUUGUACAAGGCUGUAUAAAUCCACUGUUCAAAGACCAUAGCAACAAAUAGUUAAAUUAAUAAUGCCACAUCUUGCGAUAAUUAAGAAUUGAAAUACUAAAUAUCAUGCGUAAUAUUUUGCACUUUGUAUGACAACGUAUGCAUACAUCAAGAUAUAUU
This is a messenger RNA of Bactrocera tryoni, 633 nucleotides long. It is a transcript of the gene fabp, whose product is annotated as probable fatty acid-binding protein. The record is from RefSeq and is a predicted model, not a curated record. Lineage: Eukaryota; Metazoa; Arthropoda; Insecta; Diptera; Tephritidae. Gene Ontology annotation, cellular component: nucleus; cytosol. Gene Ontology annotation, biological process: fatty acid transport. Gene Ontology annotation, molecular function: fatty acid binding. The transcript has 3 exons. The coding region runs from base 98 to 493 and encodes 131 amino acids.